Molecule: messenger RNA, 3659 nt
Organism: Malaclemys terrapin pileata
Lineage: Eukaryota; Metazoa; Chordata; Testudines; Emydidae
Gene: PEX5L
Product: peroxisomal biogenesis factor 5 like
Exons: 14
Coding region: 18-1844 (608 amino acids)
Biological process (GO): protein import into peroxisome matrix, docking
Cellular component (GO): peroxisomal membrane; cytosol
Molecular function (GO): protein binding
Source: RefSeq, a predicted model, not a curated record
GAACCAGGCAUAGCAGAAUGUACCAAGGACACAUGCAGGGGAAAGGCUCUAGGGCGGCAGAUAAGGCUGUUGCCAUGGUGAUGAAGGAGAUACCGAGGGAGGAGUCUGCAGAGGAAAAGCCCCUCCUUACUAUGACAUCACAGCUGGUGAAUGAGCAACAAGAAAGCAGACCCCUCUUGAGCCCCUCCAUUGAUGACUUUCUCUGUGAAACCAAACCAGAAGCCAUUGCCAGACCAGUAACAUCAAAUACAGCUGUAUUAUCAACCGGGCUGGAUCUCUUGGAUCUGAGUGAACCUGUCUUACAAACCCAAAGCAAGACAAAGAAGUCAGAGAAUGCAUCAAGAGGUGAAAACUUAAAGGCUUCAACCCACAGAAAGAAGACAGACAACUCAGACCUUAUAAACGUGGAUGCUGAGCAGAAGGUCCAGAUUGGGAGAGCGCCAGAGAAGUCAUCAUUAGAUUUAGUAAAUAUUCAGACACAGCUCGAGAAAUGGGAUGAAGUGAAGUUUCAUGGAGAGAGGAACGGCAAGGGUCAUUCAGCUACAGAACGAAAAUCUUCAUCAUCUAGAGCUCCAUCAAAAGAGCUUUUAUGGUCUACAGAGAACAGAUCGCAGUCUGAGCUGACUAGUGUCAAAAGUGCCUUGGAGUCCAAUUCAGCAUCAGAUUUAGAAUUAGUACCUGCAACACAGGCACGAUUAACCAAAGAGCAGCGUUGGGGAGGUUCACUCCUCUCCAGAAAUCAUUCCUUGGAGGAGGAAUUUGAAAGAGCAAAGGCAGCUGUUGAGUCAGACACAGAGUUUUGGGAUAAGAUGCAAGCUGAAUGGGAAGAAAUGGCUCAGAGAAACUGGAUUUCAGAGAACCAAGAAGCGCGCGGCCAAGUAACUGUCUCGACCAGUGAGAAGGGCUAUUAUUUUCAUACCGAAAACCCUUUCAGAGACUGGCCUGGUGCAUUUGAGGAAGGACUGAAAAAACUGAAAGAAGGAGACCUGCCCCUCACUAUCUUAUACAUGGAGGCUGCCAUUCUACAAGACCCCAGUGAUGCAGAGGCCUGGCAGUUUCUUGGUAUAACACAGGCAGAGAAUGAAAAUGAGCAGGGAGCUAUUGUCGCCCUCCAAAGGUGCUUGCAGCUACAGCCAAACAACUUAAAAGCUCUGAUGGCCUUGGCUGUGAGCUACACUAAUACUGGCCAUCAACAGGAAGCCUGUGAAGCUUUAAGAAACUGGAUAAAGCAAAACCCAAAAUACAAGUAUAUCAUGAAGAGCAAAAGAGGGUCUCCAGCACUUACCAGGAGAAAGUCUGAGCCAUCAAAAGAAAGUUCAUUACUCGAAGAAGUAAAGGAAGUGUACCUGGAGGCAGCUCACCAGAAUGGUGAGAUGAUAGACCCUGACUUGCAAACAGGACUUGGAGUGCUUUUCCAUCUGAACAGAGAAUUUAACAGAGCAAUAGACGCAUUUAAUGCUGCCUUAACUGUUCGGCCAGAGGACUAUUCAUUAUGGAACCGCCUUGGAGCAACCUUGGCAAAUGGGGAUCGAAGUGAGGAAGCUGUGGAGGCAUAUACUAGAGCUUUAGAAAUUCAGCCAGGCUUCAUUAGGUCCAGAUACAAUUUGGGAAUAAGCUGCAUCAACCUAGGAGCUUACAGAGAGGCUGUCAGCAAUUUUCUCACUGCUCUCAGUUUGCAAAGAAAAAGCAGGAAUCAACAGCAGGUUCCCCAGCCGGAAAUUUCAGGCAAUAUCUGGGCAGCACUCAGAAUCGCUCUGUCUAUGAUGGACCAGCCAGAACUAUUUCAAGCCGCUAAUUUGGGUGAUCUGGAUGUUCUGUUAAGAGCUUUUAACCUAGAGCCAUAAAAAAAACAAAAGCAGCCAAGUCACUAAGAUGUAUUAGGAAAUACAAAACUCUUUCAUUACCAGUUUCAAAAUGACCAAGGACACUUUCCAAAAGAUCGUGGGCCGUAGAACACUAGGGGAAGUUCUACCAGACAUCACCCAAUUCCUGGAAAUCUUCAAAAGCACAAAACUUUGUAAAUACUAUUGAACUCAAAUGAAGGAUUAAAAUGAACAGCAGCUAAUCUGACAAAGACCUGACCUAGAUGAAGCAGUCAUACCCGAAGAACCUUCAUCCCAUGCAAGAUAUGCAUAUAUAUACACUCACACCUAUACAGAGAAAAUAUAUUUAAGACAAAACCUAAUAAUCAUUGUUGCACAUUAGAGUGGGAAGCAGCACAUUGAAGGAACCUUAUUGCCCAUUGCACUAAAUUGACACCGCACGCCCCUACAAUGUGGAGUCCCUAUACUUUUGUUUGUUUGUUGGCCCCUCUCUUCAAGGUCCUACUUCCACAUAGCUCUGACAGGAGGUACAUGUAUGGUAGACAUAUUUUGUGAUGAAUAGAUUCGCUGGCAAUCAAUAAGGGCUUUGUUUGUAAAGGUACCUUGAUUCAAUUUUACUUUUGGACCUAAUUCACAGGCCCUCGGAGAUGGAAUUCAAGAGGAAUUCUGCACAUGGAGGAUUUACAGGGUUGGGCUCUUUCUUUACUAGAGGGAUGAGCUUUGUAAGCAGAAGCAGUAAUUUGCACUAGAAUUGUUGUUUGUACCAAUUAUGGCCCCAAUCCUGCAAAGAGCAGGACGCUGCCUAUGUGGAGGUCCUGGUAGGUUUCAGGCCUGUGUAUGUGCAUAAGCACUUUAAUCUUUUUGUCAAUGUAUGCUGUGCUUUUAUUUACUUUUAAAGUAGGAACAAAAGAUUUAAGGCGAUAUAUAUAUAGAUAUAGAUAUAGCCAUGUUGGCAUAAAGGACCAAAUAUAACUUCUUGACACUAGAUAGCUUUCCAAAUCCUAGUGUUAAAAAUGCAAAUAGGGUAUCAGUUAUAAUCUCAAGUGAAUAGAAUAUUUAUUAUGCACGUACCAGUAGUUUCACACACACACAAAAAUACAGAUUAACUGGAGGUAAAUGUCAUCUUAGAAAAAAAAAUGAAUCUCUUCCUUCAGCUUUCCGCAGGAACUAAAGAAGAACCUGUUUAGGAGCGGAUGUCUACAGACCAUACUCUGGGGGGAAACUUCCACUGAAGUGUAAAGAUUUGCUUGAAUAAGGACUGCAGGACAGGGGCUAUAGAGGUUGAUCUUGCUCUCACUGAAAUCAAUGGCAAAACUCUGAUUGACCUCAAUGGUUGCAGAAUCAAGACCUUAGUUUUCAUCAGCGUUUAAAGCUCCUACGAUACAGCCUGAAUCGACAGGUUCCAAAUGCUUCCUAUGAAGUGCUGAGCACUUUCAAGUCCGACUUCAAAAUGAGUUUUUCGGCACAUAUUAGGGAUUGGGUACAAUGCACAUGUAUAGCACAGGGGGCAUCCAUCCAUCCAAGACAGAUUUAUAGAGUUGUACAGAGUUAAUUUUCAAGCAUUGUGGGUUGGGUUUUUUUUUUUUUUUUAGUACUUUCUCUAAAUAGUGAAAACCAUUUUUACAUUAAAAAUAUACUGUGUUGGUUUGUGUUCAGGAAUGGACAGGACAGAGUAGCUAUUGCAGGUGAAAGCAGGGAAAGUAACACAUUCCCUAUAAAUGACAUUUUAACCUCCCCUCCCCCCGCCGCCCCCAAAGAGCUGUAUCAAAAAAGCCACUGCACAGAUUGUAGGGCAAGGGGGUCUAUUUCACUAGUACAAAUAAAAAGUUUCUUGCA